UCGAGGAGCAUCACUACUCAUCACACACACACACACUCAAUCACACACACUUCCACACACACACACACACACACACACACACACACACACACACACACAGAAUUGCAGCUUGUCAGGAUGCGCCUCCUCUUCUGCUCAUAACCGCUGAGACUGAAGCACCUGAUGUCUGUGUUGGCAGAUCUGUCAAACAUCUCUGGAAACAUGGAGCCUCCCAACGCCUCCAUUCGUGGCCUCCAGUCGGUCAAGACGGACAAGGGGACCACGGUGGACAUCGACGCCAUCAUGGACAACGUGACCAUCGUCCUCUACACGCUGACCAUCGUGCUGGGGAUCACAGGGAACUCCACGGUCAUCUGGGUGGCCGGGUUCAAGCUCAAGCCCAAGGUCACCAAUGUGUGGCUGGUGAAUCUGGCCAUAGCAGACCUGAUAUUCUGCCUGACGCGAGUCCUCUCCCUCACCAAGAAGCUCUUCUUCGACCACUGGCCCUUUGGCGUCUUCCUCUGCAAGUUCAACGGCUUCUUCAAGUACGCCAACAUGUUCUGCUCCGUCUUCCUGCUGGCGGUGAUCAGUCUGGACCGGGUGCUGUGCGUCUGGCACCCGGUCUUCACCAAGCGCCGACGCACCUUGUGGGCCGCGCGGAUGGUGGCCAUCUGCGUCUGGGCCACCGCCAUCAUUUUGAGCGCUCCGUAUUUUGCCUACCGCCAAGUCUACCUGGGCAAGAACAACCUGAGUAAAUGUUCCCUGGAGGUCAAGGAGGCAACGGAGGGCGACAACACGGCCAAGCUCGCGCUCUACUCCAUCCGCUUCCUGUGCGGCUUCCUGUUGCCCUUCAUCGUCAUCCUCGUCGGCUACAUCCUGGCCGGCGUGGGAAUCCGACGCACCCGCCUGUCAGGGAAGUCCCGCCCCCUGCGCAUCUUAGCAUCACUGGUCAUCGCCUUCUUCCUGUGCUGGGCGCCUUACCACUGCCUCCUGCUGGUGAAGAUGGUGAACAACAAGAGCGCGGUGGUGAAAAUCGGGCUUCCCGUGGCAAAGGGGUUCGCCUACUUCAACAGCUGCGUGAACCCGCUGCUGUACUUCUGCAUGGGGCUGGACGUGAGGGGCCGGUUCAGGCAGAGUCUGGCUGGGGUGUACCGGAGGGCCCUGGCGGAGGACGGGGAGGGACGGUCAACGCAGUCCAACGAGCGCACGCUGGACGACAGCACCGGGUCUGGCGGGAUGAAGCCCAACACGGCUGUGGCACAGGACUGAGGAUCCAGCUGAUAGGUUGAUUCCCACCCGGAGCUUGCAUUGCAGACGUUUCCUAAACUCUCCUGUAAGCUUUUCGAGUAAAGAUUAUCGUUCGCUCCACUGUUAGCAGCUAGCAGAGCUACUGUUCUGCUGCAAGCACGUUUUUCCUCUCACACUGCAUUUAACAUGUGUGGGAGCCUGCAGAUCCA
Messenger RNA from Myripristis murdjan (pinecone soldierfish), 1436 nucleotides. Its product is annotated as fMet-Leu-Phe receptor-like. Bases 163 to 1248 code for a protein of 361 amino acids. Gene Ontology annotation, cellular component: plasma membrane. The record is from RefSeq and is a predicted model, not a curated record. Gene Ontology annotation, biological process: phospholipase C-activating G protein-coupled receptor signaling pathway; complement receptor mediated signaling pathway; inflammatory response. The transcript has 3 exons. NCBI's taxonomy places the organism in Eukaryota, Metazoa, Chordata, Actinopteri, Holocentriformes, Holocentridae. Gene Ontology annotation, molecular function: complement receptor activity; G protein-coupled receptor activity.